AAUCAUUGCUAGCUAUAACAAAGUCAUUCCUUUUCAAACCUCACAAGAAAACCGCCUAAAACCCCAUUUUUUCCUUUCUCUUUCUCUCGUCUUUCUUUGUUCUUCAAGAAUCCUGCAAGAAAACCGUAUCCCAAACAACAACAACAUCAAGAAUUCUCAAAGCCUUUCACUCAAAAAAGAAGGGAAAAGAUCCAAAGAACCUCAUGGCCUGUGAAGAAGAAGGUCAUCCCAAGCUUCAAUUUCCAUUAGAUUCGGAGUCUUACAAGAUUAUUGAUGAAAUCGGGGCUGGCGUUAGUGCCGUAGUUUACAAAGCCGAAUGUGUUCCCAUGAAUUCAAUUGUUGUUGCCAUCAAAGCCAUUGAUCUUGAUCAGUCCAAGGCUGAUUUCGACAACAUUCGACGUGAAAGCAACAGCAUGUCACUUCUUUCACACCACAACAUCCUCAAUGCUCAUUGCUCCUUCACCGUUGACAGACGUCUCUGGGUGGUGAUGCCAUUUAUGUCUGGCGGUUCUUUACAAUCCAUAAUCUCAUCUUCUUUCCCCGACGGUUUAUCAGAGCAAUGCAUUGCCAUUGUUCUCAAAGAAACCCUCAAUGCAUUGUCAUAUCUUCACAACCAAGGGCAUUUGCAUAGAGAUAUAAAGGCUGGCAAUAUUUUGAUGGACUCGAUUGGGUGUGUUAAGCUUGCGGAUUUUGGGUUUUCAGCUUCGACUUAUGAGUCGAGUUCAGGUCACGAAUCGUGUUCAUCGACAUCUUCAUCACCGUUGGUUAUUACUGAUGAGUCGGGAACCCCAUAUUGGAUGGCACCAGAGGUGAUACACUCACAUACAGGGUAUAGUUUUAAGGCUGAUAUAUGGUCUUUUGGUAUAACCGCGCUAGAAUUAGCCCAUGGAAGGCCUCCUUUAUCGCAUCUACCUCCUUCAAAGUCUUUGAUCAUGAAGAUUACCAAGCGGUUUAGAUUUCCUGAUUAUGAAAAUAAUAGCAAGAAAGGUAAGACCAAAAACUUUUCAAAGGCCUUUAAAGAUAUGGUUGCUUCUUGUCUUGAUCAAGAUCCUGGGAAGCGACCCUCGGCAGAGAAGCUUUUGAAACAUUCCUUUUUUAAGAGUUGCAAAGGUUUGGAUUUUCUUGUCGAGCAUGUGUUGCAUGGAUUGCCCAGUGUUGAAGAGCGGUUCAGGGCAAGCAAGAUUCUUAGGGAGGGUGUUGAUGUUGGAGUAGAUUAUGAAGAUGUUGAUGGGGAAUCAGGGUCUCAGCUUGUUAAACAUAGAAGGAUUAGCGGGUGGAACUUCAAUGAAGAUGGGUUCGAGCUUGACCCUGUAUUCACCAGCGAGUCCAAAGACGAUCCAAUUGGGAAACAGGUUCGUUUUGGUGGCGAAACGAUCAUUCCAGUAAAGGCAGGUGACUCGGAUGGAUCGGGUAAUCCUGGGGGAUCAAAUUUGAAUUUACCAGAGGCUGUGUCAAGUUUGAUUAGUUCACCAGGGGGUGUUGGGGAGAGGGGAAAUGAUGGUUCUCAUGGUGAAGAAGAGUCUGGCAUUGAGCGAAUUGCAGGGAAUGAGUCUGGAGUUGACAGUACUUUUAAUGCAGAAACAGUAGUGGGUUACCUGAUGACAUUGAAAAAGAGUUUGGAUGAUCAAAUGCAGAAGGUGACAUAUAUGAUUAGCCAGCUUGGAGGGGAAGUGAUCAACAGGGAAGAUCAAUUGGUGCAGUUGAUUGAGAAGUUGAGGUUGGAGUUGGAGCAUGAAAGGCAAAAGAACUUUGAAUUGGAGAUGCAGUUAGAGAUUCUCAGAAUGCAGACUUCUGGUCCAUCCAACACUGAUGAAAAUAAUUGAGGUUUACCCGUCCCAACUACAACAUUUGCGAGUUGGUUGAAGAUUUGGGACAUUGAGUGAAAUUUCAGUCUAGUUUUUUUUUUUGUGAUUUGAGUCCACAUAGUGUAUCACAAAUCACAAGUGCAAAUAUGUGCGCCUUAAGAUAGUUGGGAAUUAGGGACAUGCCAAACAGGCUACAUUUGAUUUCAUCUAAUGGAAGAAAUUGAAAGAUUAUGGAUAAUUUUGACAUUCUUUAUGCAUAAUUCUAUGUUCUUUGAUACCUGAAGAACGAGCUACAAGUCUCAGAAUUUUCAUUUCAUAUAUAAAUUAUCAGUAAAAACUGGCUUAUGCCCGAGCAUACUAAACUUUUUGGGGUGAGAAUCCAAUUUAGUAUCUUGCGUUCUCAUGCUGAUGACCCGAAACAUACAUGAUGGCCAUUGGUCUAUUCUGUAUAGUCCACUGAAUCGGGCUUAGACCUAGAAAGGCUAAAAUCAAUGACUGUAACACCCCGCAGCCGACCCAAAUCA
This is a messenger RNA of Durio zibethinus, 2329 nucleotides long. NCBI's taxonomy places the organism in Eukaryota, Viridiplantae, Streptophyta, Magnoliopsida, Malvales, Malvaceae. The record is from RefSeq and is a predicted model, not a curated record.